UCUUCUGAAGGCAUUAUGGUUACACCACCAUUGGUUCUUUCCUCCAUUCUGACCCCACGUGAAUUCCAAUAGUUUUCGAAAACUCUCCAGUUUUGUGUACGUUAUGAAUCGUAUGAAGAUGUUGUUUACCUUCGAUUUUAACGGUGGCGUUUUGAUUAUUUAAUUGGUGGGUUUUAAUGUCUCGUGUUGUUCCAUUUAAUUAAUCGUGAGAAUGUAUUUGUCUGGUGAGGAGGGAAUUGAUUGAUCGUUAGUGUAGGUUUUGAGAAUUUAUUUGUUUCGAAAAAUGGAUAGGUCUAUAUUUUAUGACACUGCGAGAACCACUGGCUCCUUGAAAACACCUGGGAUGCAGAGGAUUCGAGAGUAUUUUAGUCUUGGAGCUGUGGAGCCUGAGGAGAGUGAUACUGCGGAUAUUGCAGAAUCUGUUGAUAUACUGCUCAAGCAGACCUGGAACAUCUGGGGGGUUUCUUCUCUCUAUGGCCUCCAACAAGACAGCGAAGUCCAAUUGAAACUUUAUGGGAAGAAAAUGAGAGAGGAAGUCGCUGCAAUUCUCCCACACGAAGAUGUUACUUACGAGGCUCAAUUUUCCAUUGUUGAGGGGAUCGAGAAGAGACCGAGUGCUUCUGAUCCGAUUCCUCUACAGAUAACUGUCCACGCAAGUCCUAUCCGGACAAACGUUCCCGAUCAAUCUCAACAACCAGAGAAAACCGAGAAGUGCAUUUACGUGGGGAUAAUGCUGUCAUGGAGAACAGCUGUGAACGAACUGGAGUACGAGAAAUCAGUGAGAUUACCUCUGCUGCUGUGCAGAGGGACCAAGAGUGCCAUGAAAGCUGUUCAUAUGACUCUGGGGAGUAUGUUUGAUUGCCAUGUUGUUGCUCUGCCUGCUACUGAGGACGACCUGAAGUGGCUGGUGCCAAUUGUCCUCCAGCCCAGCCACACAGAUGAUCCUCCACAGAAGGGAGAGGCCAGAUUGGAGUACAAGGUUCCUGGAUUGCCUAUUACCGACAGUAUUUCGAUCAAGUUCGAAGUGGCUGAUUUGACGAAGAUGUGGACUGUAGUUUCUAAAGAAGAUGCAAAUGACUCCAAUGAAAAAAUCAGCUUUCGGGCUCAGCAUAUUGAGAGAUUUUACGAAGUCCUGAAUAAACAGAUGGUGCACUCCGCUGGACUCCAGUUAGGCCUUUGUAAAUUACAUAAAAUAAGUCUGCCUUCAUUUACGAUAAUGGAUAAUAAGAUGAAAGUCUCGUCUGCUGAGGUCAUGUCAAAAGUUCUACUAUUUUUCAACGAGAAAGCUCUGGAGAUACUCCACCUCCUGAAUUUCGAUACGACAGUCUCGACCAGUGGAUAAAUCCCCACUGAGAUAUUCUACACUAUAACAAUAAAAUCUAUUUUAUUCUGACGUAUAGUUUUUGUACUUUCAACCUAGCAGAUGCUCAAUAAAAAUUCAAUAAUUAUA
Messenger RNA from Fopius arisanus, 1450 nucleotides. RefSeq lists its product as uncharacterized. NCBI's taxonomy places the organism in Eukaryota, Metazoa, Arthropoda, Insecta, Hymenoptera, Braconidae. The record is from RefSeq and is a predicted model, not a curated record. The transcript has 5 exons. The coding region runs from base 284 to 1342 and encodes 352 amino acids.